Volvox carteri f. nagariensis is the source of this 3066-nucleotide messenger RNA. RefSeq lists its product as uncharacterized. Gene Ontology annotation, molecular function: glutamate-tRNA ligase activity; ATP binding. The coding region runs from base 1 to 2259 and encodes 752 amino acids. Gene Ontology annotation, cellular component: cytoplasm; cytosol; methionyl glutamyl tRNA synthetase complex. The record is from RefSeq and is a predicted model, not a curated record. The transcript is spliced from 12 exons. Gene Ontology annotation, biological process: translation; glutamyl-tRNA aminoacylation. NCBI's taxonomy places the organism in Eukaryota, Viridiplantae, Chlorophyta, Chlorophyceae, Chlamydomonadales, Volvocaceae.
AUGGAUGUCACUUUGACGUUUUGGGACCGGAACCCGCCUUACGCUGCACUGGCAGCGGCAAGGCUGGGUGAUGUCCCGGUGUCAGCGGCACCCGACCCCAAGGCAACGAAGGAGACCAUUCCAACGCUGGCUGUUUCGGGGGAGACGCUCACAGGCUCUAUGAUCUUGAAAUACCUUGCCCGCUCAAGCCGGAAGCGGGAUGAGCUCUACGGCUCCGAUGCGCUGUCAUCUUGCCAGAUUGAUCAAUGGCUGGAGACUGCAGCCGGCAUUGUUUCUGGAGCGGCGCUGGAAUCCCAGUGCGUAGCCUUAAACGACUACUUAACCCUCCGUACCUUCUUGGUCGGCUAUGGGCUCACUUUGGCAGACUUGGCGGUCUGGGGCCAGCUGCACGGCUCCCCGCUGUGGAAGAAAAUCCGGACUAGUGGAAAGGUUCCCCAUCUGGCACGCUGGUUUACGUUUUGCUCGGAGGUACCCCAGGUCAAGACCGCUGUGGAAGAGCUCGAGGCUCUUGGCAAGAAGGGCGGCGCGCCUGGGGCUACUGCCGGCAGUGGUAAGGCCGCUGGCGGAGCCGCUGGCAUUGAUGGAAAGAAAGCGACAGGCAAUAGCGCUGUGGCUGACGGCCCAGUUGCUAGCGGCGGCGGUGAUAGCGGCGGCUCGUUUGAUAUCGGGUUGCCAGGUGCAGAAGAGGGCAAGGUGGUGACUCGAUUUCCGCCUGAGCCUUCUGGGUAUCUUCACAUUGGCCAUGCCAAGGCAGCGCUUCUCAACCAGUAUUUCGCUGAUCUUUACAAGGGCAAGCUGCUGGUACGCUUCGACGACACCAACCCGUCAAAGGAGAAGGACGAAUUCGUCGAGAACAUUCUGAAGGACAUUGCCGAUUUGGGUCUCCGCUAUGAUCGACUGACCUACACCUCGGAUUACUUCCCCCAACUGCUCGAGCUUGGCGAGAAGAUGAUUCGGGCGGGUAUGAUGUACGCAGACGACACGCCCGUGGAACAGAUGCGCGAGCAGCGCCUCAAGAGCAUUGAGAGCGUUUGCCGCAACCGCAGCGUUGAGGAGAACCUGCGCAUCUGGGAGGAGAUGAAGGCGGGCAGCGAGGUCGGGCUGGCAAACGCUAUGCGUUUCAAGAUCGACAUGAAGAGUCUUAACGGGACGAUGCGCGACCCUGUAGCGUUCCGCUGCAACCUGACGCAUCACUGGCGGACAGGAUACAAGUACAAGGUGUAUCCGACGUACGACUGCGCCUGUCCCUUUGUGGACGCCGUCGAGGGUGUGACCCACGCUCUGCGUACCUCGGAGUACCGUGAUAGGGAGGAGCAGUACUACUGGAUUCUGGCCGCUUACCAGAAAGUAUGGGCCGGUCUGCCGCACGUCCACAUUUGGGAUUAUAGCAGGCUUAACUUCGUCAACACGGUGCUGAGUAAGCGAAAGCUAACUUGGUUUGUGGAGACGGGUCGCGUUGACGGAUGGAACGACCCUCGCAUGCCCACGGUGCAAGGCAUUUUGCGGCGCGGAAUGCGCAUCGAGGCGCUCAAGGAGUUCAUCCUGAGCCAGGGCGCUUCGAAGAACAUUACGUUUCAGGAGUGGGACAAGAUCUGGACCAUUAACAAGAAGCAAAUUGACCCUGUGUGCCCCCGACAUACGGCUAUCGAGGAGGACGGCAAGGUGCUGCUCACACUUGAGGAUGGCCCAGCAGAGCCUGAAGUGGUGGUGGUGCCGCGGCACAAGAAGUACCCGCCUGCUGGUAAGAAGGCUCUGACCCGGUCCAAUAAGGUGUGGCUGGAGCAGGUGGACGCGGUGACUCUGGCGGAGGGCGAAGAGGUGACCCUGAUGGACUGGGGAAACGCUAUCAUCAUGAGCAUUACCAAGGACCCAGCCACUGGGGCGGUGAUGGCGUUGAGCGGGAAACUGAACCUGUGUGGCGACGUGAAGAAAACACGCCUAAAGCUGACCUGGCUGGCGGCGGUGCCGCAGUGCGAAGUGGUGACGCUGCAGCUUUUGGACUUCGACUACCUGAUUACUAAAAAGAAGGUGGAGGAGGACGACAACUUCAUGGAUCUGGUCAACCCGACCACCCGUUUCGAGAAGAUGGCGCUGGGUGACCCGAAUAUGCGAACACUGCAAAAGGGCGAAGUGCUGCAGCUUGAGCGGAAGGGAUAUUAUAUUGUGGAUGAGCCGUAUGGCGUGAAGGGUUCUGGUCGGCCAAUUGUUCUAUUUUGCAUACCGGAUGGGCGUACUAAGAACAUGGCGAAGAAUGGCUAAGGGCGACGCUGCUACGUAAAUAUGAUCGGGAUGUAGUGAGUAGGAAAAGGAACGGCGAAAUAUUCGUUGCAAUAUUCAUGAUAUAAGGUGAAUGAACGGAAGGGGAAUGAUCAGUUAUUACAACGUCUGCCUGUUGUAACACAGAAUUGAUGUAUUCCGGUCCGAUGUGGAAAUGAUCGUACCUAUACCCUAUAUCAAUCCACUAAGGGACCAUCACAUCUCUUUAUCACAUGAAAUGUAGACGUGUAUUUAGAAGAUGAGUAAUCAAUGUUACAGACUACAGGAAUAGUUAAGCGUAAUACCGGUGAAAAAGCGCACACGCACAUACCCUCGGAGGCCCUGUCAGAUCUGUAGCAGCUUCCCUGAAAGCAACAGCCCAUACCCCUCUACCCUUUGGAUAUUCGCUUGCAAUGAUAUAACCGGUCUAUGGGCCUCAAUCUUCCUUUGCAUUUGCUCCCUCGUCCUCCGCCUCGUCCUCUUCCUCACCAGCUGUGUUUCCCUCAUCACUGCUGCUUUCCUUGGCCUUCCCGGAAGGCCGUGAGACUUUUAGGCCCGAGCUUGAAAAUUUCCCAAGGUUCCGAACGAGGAAGAAGAUCAUGACCCCAAGCAGAAUAACAAUCAGGAUAAAAUCCUGGUUGGUGCCGGACGAGGCUGUGUUGCCGGUUGGGAAAGGCGUUGGCGCCAUGUUCAAUCGUUGUUAUAGAAAAAACUUGAUGCAACGCCUAGGUGUGAACGCACGACGGUGACCAACCAAGCUUCCGGAGGCUGCCGUAAGAAACGUCGGGCCGAAAGCUUUGCGCCCUUGGA